Molecule: messenger RNA, 918 nt
Organism: Ceutorhynchus assimilis (cabbage seed weevil)
Lineage: Eukaryota; Metazoa; Arthropoda; Insecta; Coleoptera; Curculionidae
Source: the annotation of a GenBank genome assembly
AAUAGAUUGCCAAAUAUAAAGAAAACGUCGGUAUAUAAACCAAAUAAUUUUUUAACGUUCCCACACACAUAGAUCUCUUUGCGUAUCUACAUUUUUAGCUUAUUUGCAGACGGGUGCAUCUAACUGCUACUCUUGUUAGUACCACGGUUACGGUUGGUUUGCGUUGCAGUGUACAUUCAGUGUUAAUAAGGGAUUUAGUUUGGAUACAUUAUGAAUACUGCUAUUGCAAUUUUCUUCCUUGGUUUUGCCGUCCUCGUUUCUAGCGAACCUCCAACAUCUUAUGGAGCUCCAAGUCAAAGUUAUGGAGCACCUUCAGGAGGCAGUGGAGGCUAUGGAGGAGGAGGUCACGGUACCGGAGGAGGUCAUGGAAAUGGAGGAUACGAGGAGCCUCAGGCCUAUGAAUUCGGCUAUAGAGUAAAAGACGAUUACUCAGGAUCAAAUUUCAAUCAAAAAGAGGCCAGCGAUGGUAGUCAAGUAAGAGGCGAGUACCGAGUGGCUCUUCCUGACGGUAGAACCCAAAUUGUUACUUACUGGGCUGACUGGCAAACUGGAUUCCAUGCUGAUGUCAAAUAUGAAGGACAAGCAACUUAUCCUCAGACUAAACCUCAAUACGGACCACCAAAUGGAGGAAGCUCAGGAGGUUAUAGUUAUCCAAGUCCCAGUCCGAGCAGUCAAUAUGGAGCACCUCACUAAUAAAUAAAUAUGACAAAACAAUUAUAUUUCUCUUAUUAGUUGAAAACUGUAAAUUAGUUUUAUAUAUUUCGGGUAGAAAAAAAUAGAUUUCCGAUUUUACUAUUUGAAAGAGAGAAUUUCUUGCUCAAUUUUCUUUGCAGUUUCUAGUUGUGUAGUUUUAGUAUAAAACAUCCUUGUACCUGUUUGUAAAUAUAGUAUUUUUGAAAUUUCUAGUUUUUAAGUAAU